UAGGGAAAUUAUACUGAAGAUUUGGAUAGAUAAUUUGGUCUCACUCCUUCCGUCAGACUUUCCAAGAUGGCUGCCAUGUUAAACCUUCCCUAUGCUGUUGCUAACAAAUGUGUAGGCUUUCCUGCCAGGAAGGGAGGUGAUGCCCACGGUAGAACCGCUACUGCACUGCAGUUGAGGAAACCGCGUCCUGGUAGUGAUGCCUCGGCGUGCUACAUGAAGAAGCACUUUAGCAGUUAUGGUGGGUCGUGGCCUUCCUAUGCUGUGGCAAUGGAUAGCAAGAACCCUAGAGCAGGUUCAGCGCCAUCAAAUGAACCAGAGGGUAUCGGGAUAACAGAGUUCCUUGGGGGCAAGAACUUUCUCAUCACAGGUGGGACUGGAUUUCUAGCAAAAGUUAUCAUUGAAAAAAUCUUGAGGACAACUCCUGAUGUCGGCAAGAUAUAUUUGUUGAUAAAGGCGAAGGACAGCGAGGCCGCAAUGAAAAGGUUGCAAAAUGAGAUAGUAAACACAGAACUUUUCAAAUACUUACAACAACUACGUGGGGUAGACUACAACCAUUUUUUAGCAAGAAAACUAGUUGCUGUUGUAGGCAACGUCGGAGAAGCCAACAUGGGCAUAGCGCCUAAGAUGGCGGAUGAGAUUGCAAAAGAAGUGGACAUCAUCAUCAACAGUGCAGGGAAUACGACAUUCGAUGAGAGGUACGAUAUUGCUAUGGACGUCAACGCCAUGGGACCAUUCCGGUUAAUGAGCUUUGCACGUAGAUUUCGAAAGCUGAAGCUAUUCUUGCAUGUAUCAACAGCAUAUGUGAACGGGAUGAGGCAAGGCGUGGUGCUAGAGAAACCAUUUAGCUUGGGAGACACCAUCAGGAAGGAGUUAGGUUACGCAUAUUCUUCAGAUCUUCACAACACCGUGCUUGAUAUGGAGACAGAGAUCAAGCUGGCUUUUUGCUCCAGACAUGACUCUAACGAGUCAGCAUCUUCUUGUCAAGAAAUGAAAGAUUUGGGCUUGGAGAGGGCAAGACUCCAUGGCUGGCAAGACACCUACGUGUUCACAAAGGCCAUGGGGGAGAUGGUCCUCCACAGCAUGCGAGGAGAGAUACCAGUGGUGACGAUAAGGCCAAGCAUCAUCGAAGGCACUUGCAGCGAGCCGAUCCCAGGUUGGAUAGAAGGAAUCAGGAUGAUUGAUCCGAUUAUAUUGUACUACGCCAAAGGCCAGAUGACUGGGUUCCCUGCCGACGGGGACGGUGUGGUUGACGUGGUUCCGGCGGACAUGGUGGUGAACGCGACGCUUGCGGCCAUGGCGAAGCACGCUCAGGCCCCAGCACGGGAGAUGCACAUCUACCAUGUGGGAUCAUCGACGGCGAACCCACUCACGAUUCGCGACAUGUUCAGCAUCUUUUUCCAGUACUUCACGAGGUACCCCUUGAGCCUCGCGGCAGGGCAGCCAAUCAAGGUGGCGCCGAUGAGGCUCGUCAGCAACCUGCAGCAGUUUAAGAGCAACUUGGAGAGGGACGUGACUCUCUGGGGCGCCAGUGAGACCCUCUCGCCUCGGGCGCGGAUGCUUUUCACCAUGUACGCCCAGAAGAUCAUGCACCUCGCUCGCAUAUACCAACCCUACGGCUUCUAUGGUUGCAGGUUUGACAACGCCAACACCGAGGCGCUCUUUGCAGAGAUGUCGGUGGAGGAGAAGGCGCAGUUCCACUUCGACGUGCGGAGCAUCACAUGGAAGGAAUACUUCACCAACGUGCACAUCCCGGGGUUUCUGAAGCACGUCAUGAAGGGGAGGGGGCGGUUCCUGCAUCCUUAAGAAAUAACUAACACAUAUAGUGAUCUAUGUUUUUUUGCCUUUGCCAACCGAUGCAACAAUUCCCUACAAUCGUGCCUCAUCAAACCAUCCCUUAAGGUGGUCUAUAUAUGCAAUCCUUAUCAUCAAUUACGAUACACAGUGUUCU
Molecule: messenger RNA, 1948 nt
Organism: Hordeum vulgare subsp. vulgare (domesticated barley)
Lineage: Eukaryota; Viridiplantae; Streptophyta; Magnoliopsida; Poales; Poaceae
Product: fatty acyl-CoA reductase 2, chloroplastic-like
Exons: 9
Coding region: 67-1803 (578 amino acids)
Biological process (GO): suberin biosynthetic process; long-chain fatty-acyl-CoA metabolic process
Cellular component (GO): intracellular membrane-bounded organelle
Molecular function (GO): alcohol-forming very long-chain fatty acyl-CoA reductase (NADP+) activity
Source: RefSeq, a predicted model, not a curated record